UCCAAAAGCUUCCAGACAGAAGGCUCCCAUCUGAGAAUCGGUGGUUAUAUCAGAACACAUACAGGCCAGUUCUGAAGUCCAGUGGGCACACUGUGUGUCAGAGAUGCAUCUCGUCUGAGGAGAACUGAAUGGAACGUUCUGUUUAUUGGCGUUUUACUCCAGAAAAGAUGAUGAAUUACCUCCUCCUCGUUCUGCUUGCGGCCUUCCAAGUGGACGCUCUGCCAGGCUCCUGCAGCUUUGAAGGCAACACCUGCGAUUACACCGCUGACCCAGCCGGACUCAGCUGGACAUUCAGCUUCACCGGGCACUUCAUCACAGUGGAUGAGAGCCCCCAGGAAGAGCAGAAGAAAGAGAAGGCGGUGCUGGUGGGUCCUGAAGUGGCGCAGCAGGAUUGGAGCUGCCUCCAACUGGUCUAUCAGCUGACAGGCAGUGCUUCAUUGCAACUUCUGAGACGAUCAGAGGGAGAGAGCUUUGACCACAUGCUGUGGUCAGCUCACAGUCCCUCUGAAAGCUGGAACAUCGCAAGUAUAGACCUCCAGAAUUCCACUGAACCGUACAAGAUUGUCAUUGAGGGCAGACCUGGAUCUUCUGAAGGCAGCAGCGUGUCCAUUUUUGAGGUUGCUAUUUCAGAAAAAUACUGCAUAGAGUGUGACUUUGAGGAGUCUCAUCUGUGUGGCUACACUAACCAGUGGAACAGCAAUGUGAACUGGUACGUGGGGAGAGGAGUUCCAAAUGAGGCUACUUACAGUGACAGGCCAGGCCAAUACAUGUAUGUGGAUUCAGUCCAUGCAAAGACUUUGCAGGAUGUGGCCAAGCUGGUGACUCCCAUGACGACGGUACCCAUGUCGGGCUGUUUGAGCUUUCAGUACCAGCAGGACCAUGUGGAGGGUCAUCUGUUCUCGGUCUACAGCAGGGACCGGGCUGGACAGUACCAGGAGCUGUGGAAAGCAGAUCUGCCUGAGAGCAACCACGUGGACUGGAGGGCAGAGACUCAGGUGUGGAUUCCUGUACAAGUGGCACUGAGAGCCCCUUAUCCCAUGGAGGUGGUGUUUGAAGCAUCAUUCAACAGCCUGAAAGGGGGCCGUGUACUUCUGGAUAAUAUUUCCUUUUCUCCUGAGUUCUGCAGUGCAGAAACAGAACCCACAUUCGAUCCAAAGGUGGCAAACUGUGACUUUGAGCUGGGCAUCUGUCAGUACACUCAGAACUCAGAAAACAGAGAGAUGUGGAAGAGAGUGUCAGUUCAGCCCAACAUCUACAGAAUAGGAGACCAUACCACAGGAACAGGGUCAUUCUUGUUGGCGAAUUCACACUUCACAUUGCAGUCAGGCUAUGUCAGCCAGCUUUAUGGGCCACCGCUGCCAGGAAACCAGAAGUACUGCCUGAGGUUCUUCUACUCUCUUAGGGGUUUCAGCAAAACUAAUCAAGCAUUGGCUGUCUAUCUGUAUGACACAGCUAGUGCUAAACAAGACAAAAUAUGGACCCAGACUGGACAAACCAGCGAUGUUUGGAUACAAGUUGAACUCACUAUCCAGAGUCAAAAAGCUAUCCAGCUGGUGUUCAUCAGUACAUGCAAGAGCUUUUGGACUUGCAGCUCUGUUGGUCUUGACGACAUUAGUGUCAGUCUUGGGGAUUGUGAGCUGCCGUUAGGACCUCUACGUGUUCCUUCUUACUGCGACUUUGAGACUGGGUUGAGUGGGUACACUCAGGACAAACAGGGCGAUGAAGCAGACUGGGUUCUGAUCAAAGGGCCGACCCCAACGUCUUACACAGGACCUAAAGGAGAUCACACAACUGGAGCUGGUCACUAUUUGCACAUUGAGGCGUCCCUGAUGCUGCCGGGUCAUAGAGCCCGCCUUGCCUCCAGUCUGCUUCGUGGUUCUAGAGGACCCCAGUGCCUGCUGUUCUUUUACCACAUGUACGGCUCUGGCACAGGCCAACUUAGCAUUCUGCUACGCUCAGACCUGGAGGAAAAAGACAGAUUGCUUUGGGUCCGCAAUGGAGAACAGGGCAUCUCCUGGUUCAGAGCAUCAGUGAGUUACCAGCAUGACCAUCAACACCAAAUCAUUUUUGAAGCCACACGUGGGCCUUCAAUAAGAAGUGAUAUUGCCAUUGAUGAUAUCAUAUUUCAAAAGGGACCCUGCAAAGAUGCUGACCAGCAAAUUUCACAUAUUAGCUUGUUCGGAGAUCAAAAUAUCAUUGAAUGAAAGACUAAAUGACACAACAGAGUCCAGCAGUGCAGCUGAUAAAUGUAACCUAUGUAAAAAAAAAAACACUUGACAAAGGGGAAACCAGUGCUUUAUAACAAAUAAUAUAUGAGAUAUCAGUCAUAGCUGCUUCUUUUUAUAUAUAAAAUAACUAAAAUAAGUUUUGCUGUUAGGAGUAUCAGAUUCAGUACCAGAUUGCUUGUUUGGCAUGACAGUGUCAUGACAAUGUCAUUAGUUUACCUGUUUAAUCAAACUACUUUUGCAGUCUUGAUUCCUGGUUUAUGCAUAUCAUCAAACAUUAAAAAGUAGGUGUAGUGAUUUUGGAGAAUAUGUAAUAAAGACAAACUUAUUUACACGUGUA
Pygocentrus nattereri (red-bellied piranha) is the source of this 2565-nucleotide messenger RNA. RefSeq names its product MAM domain containing 2b (gene mamdc2b). The transcript is spliced from 14 exons. Gene Ontology annotation, cellular component: membrane. Bases 129 to 2204 code for a protein of 691 amino acids. Lineage: Eukaryota; Metazoa; Chordata; Actinopteri; Characiformes; Serrasalmidae. The record is from RefSeq and is a predicted model, not a curated record.